AUGUGCAGCACAAAGACAAUGCUCACCGUAAAUGGAAGUUUUCCAGGGCCAACAAUACGUGCUCGUAAAGGAGAUACAAUUUAUGUCAAUGUGCACAAUCAAGGAGAUUAUGGUGUCACAAUUCAUUGGCAUGGAGUGAGGCAACCAAGAAAUCCAUGGUCUGAUGGUCCAGAAAAUAUCACACAGUGCCCAAUUCAACCGGGAAAAAACUUCACGUACGAGGUCAUAAUAUCUACCGAAGAAGGAACUCUCUGGUGGCAUGCACAUAGUGACUGGACUCGAGCCACUGUCCAUGGUGCCAUUGUCAUUUUGCCUGCUCUCGGAACCACUUAUCCGUUUCCUGCACCUUAUGCAGAAGAAACAAUUGUGCUUGGAUCUUGGUUUAAGGGUGAUGUAAAGGCUGUGAUUGACGAAGCUCUAGCAACUGGUGGUGCCCCUAACUUAUCCGAUGGUUCUACCAUCAAUGGCCAACCAGGAGAUCUAUAUCCAUGCUCCAAAGAAAACACAUACCGUUUGCUGGUUGAUUAUGGAAAAACUUACCUUCUCCGAUUAAUCAAUGCCGUGAUGAACGAAGAACACUUCUUUGGAAUUGCAGGCCACAGCCUCACAGUGGUUGGGCAAGAUGCGGCAUACAUAAAACCUAUAACCACCAACUAUAUAAUGAUUACUCCAGGACAAACAGUGGACAUUUUGGUCACAGCAAAUCAGUCUCCAAGCUAUUAUUACAUUACUUCUACUCCUUUUGCUGAUGGUGGUGUUGGAUUUGAUACCACCACCACUACAGCUAUUCUCCAAUACAAUGGCAACUAUACCCCCCUUCAUCUAUUCCCCUCGCAACCCUACCGAGAUUCAACGAUAGUGAUGCUGCAGCAAACUACAGUAGACUUGUCAGGAGUCUAG
This is a messenger RNA of Dovyalis caffra, 900 nucleotides long. The record is from the annotation of a GenBank genome assembly. Lineage: Eukaryota; Viridiplantae; Streptophyta; Magnoliopsida; Malpighiales; Salicaceae.